AUGGAGUCUGCUCGGACCAUAUUUGAGCUGAAAUCUGCCUUUAUCUGGAAUCAAGUACGCAUCUUCUCCGAAAGUCUCGGUUUACCCGAAGACUGGCGAAAUUAUGCUACCGAGACCGAAGAGGGAGAUCUGAACGACAAGGUCAUUGAAGAUGUCCUACACAAAGUCAAUGCCGCCGCGAAGCAGCACAACCGCAUUGUUUAUUCAUCACAAGCCAUACAUCACGUUGCCCAACAGAUUGCAAGCCUAUACUGGACCUCGGUCAGUCAGGAUGCUCGUAGUCAAAGGUUAUUUGCCCAAGGCAUUGAAAAGACCACAGAUUUGUCAAGGCAAAUGAAUAUCACAGGGCUACCUGUUGAGCUGGAAGGCCAGGGUCCAACUGAAGAGCAGAAUACCAGAUACCAGCAGCUCCGUGAGCGCCUGGCUAGCCUGGAUAGUCAGCGUCAGCAACGCCAACGACGCCUCGAUCAAUUGCAGAAUCUUCAACGCCUCCUUGAGCCGUUCAAAGAUCCUCUAAAGGAUAUUCAGCCCAACCUUAUCACCAAGGAUGGUGAGCUUGUUCAAGAAUUAGAGAAAAUGCGGAUGCUGGUUGCAAGGGUGGGAGGUAGGAUUGCACAGCAGAAGCAAAGCAGCGAUAUCCCUGAAACUCACGAUUACUCGCUACCUGGCUUUGAUCAGAGAUUGCAGGCCUUGAUGGACAUGUCUUGA
Messenger RNA from Penicillium nucicola, 708 nucleotides. Its product is annotated as kinetochore subunit FTA4 family protein. Gene Ontology annotation, cellular component: Mis6-Sim4 complex. Lineage: Eukaryota; Fungi; Ascomycota; Eurotiomycetes; Eurotiales; Aspergillaceae. Bases 1 to 708 code for a protein of 235 amino acids. The record is from RefSeq and is a predicted model, not a curated record. The transcript is spliced from 4 exons.